UCCACAUACACGCGUUGGCUUUUCAUCCGCCUCUCUCUCUCCCUCUCUGUUGGUCGCUUCGUUCUUCACUCUGCAGAUUGCGCUUCCCAUUCCGAACUGCCACUUCCAUCUCAAAAUAUGAGCACUGCUCUUGGCAGAAAGAUCAAGAUCGGAAUUGAAGGAUGUGGAAGGCUGAAUCGCUUUUUUACGAGGCUCGCUCCUAACGGCCCGGAUGCCAAGAUACUUCCAGUGCUGCCCUACAUCAUCUCAAAGCAGGAUCAACAAAGACUGGAAUCUAGUGGUAUGAAGUCUUUGAGGAUGCUUGCACUCCUUGGAGCAGGUGUAUCAGGACUUCUAAGUUGUGCUACAGUAGCUUAUUCUUCUGAUGAGGCGGAACAUGGCUUGGCAUGUCCUGACUAUCCAUGGCCUCAUAAAGGAAUUCUCAGUUCAUAUGAUCAUUCAUCGAUUCGCCGGGGUCACCAAGUAUACCAACAAGUGUGUGCAUCCUGCCAUUCAAUGUCUCUAAUUUCAUAUCGUGAUCUUGUGGGUGUUGCAUAUACCGAAGAAGAAACGAAAGCUAUGGCGGCAGAGAUUGAGGUGGAAGAUGGGCCUAAUGAUGAGGGUGAGAUGUUCACCCGUCCCGGCAAGCUAAGUGAUCGCUUUCCUCAGCCUUAUACAAAUGAACAAGCAGCAAGAUUUGCUAAUGGAGGGGCCUAUCCCCCAGAUCUAAGUCUCAUCACUAAGGCCCGUCAUAAUGGUCAGAACUAUGUAUUUGCUCUUCUAACCGGUUAUCGUGAUCCUCCUGCUGGUGUCUCGAUACGAGAAGGACUUCACUAUAAUCCUUACUUUCCUGGUGGUGCUAUUGCGAUGCCCAAAAUGCUCAAUGAUGGUGCUAUGGAAUAUGAAGAUGGUACCCCUGCAACAGAGUCACAGAUGGGGAAAGAUGUUGUGACAUUUUUGGCAUGGGCUGCUGAGCCAGAAAUGGAAGAGAGAAAACUGAUGGGAUUUAAAUGGAUCUUUGUGCUGUCACUUGCACUUCUCCAAGCGGCAUAUUAUAGACGCCUGAAAUGGUCAAUCUUCAAGUCUCGAAAGCUGGUUCUUGACGUUGUCAAUUAACCUGAACAAGGGUUAAGUAUCUGGAGAGACAUGUUUUGGCAAUUAACGGUUGUAGUAGAUGAUUUUUUUGGUACUUAUUUUUGAUCUGUGACUCAAAUGGCCUAGCAAGUACUUGUUGAAUGGAGAAGAGCCUCCAUGCAAUUGGGUUCAUUUCCAAUAGAAUAAUAAGCGACUCUUGUACAUUUUACACCAGUUUGUCUGUUAUUUAGUCCACUUAUGGACGUUAUAAUUUAUUGGAGAAUUUAUCUUCCUUGUGAGUGUGCUAAUCUGCACCAAAUAUAUGUCUCUUUCUGUUUGAUGUA
Molecule: messenger RNA, 1397 nt
Organism: Tripterygium wilfordii
Lineage: Eukaryota; Viridiplantae; Streptophyta; Magnoliopsida; Celastrales; Celastraceae
Product: cytochrome c1-2, heme protein, mitochondrial-like
Exons: 9
Coding region: 118-1095 (325 amino acids)
Biological process (GO): mitochondrial electron transport, ubiquinol to cytochrome c
Molecular function (GO): electron transfer activity; heme binding
Source: RefSeq, a predicted model, not a curated record